Messenger RNA from Penicillium samsonianum, 435 nucleotides. RefSeq lists its product as uncharacterized. NCBI's taxonomy places the organism in Eukaryota, Fungi, Ascomycota, Eurotiomycetes, Eurotiales, Aspergillaceae. The transcript has 2 exons. Bases 1 to 435 code for a protein of 144 amino acids. The record is from RefSeq and is a predicted model, not a curated record.
AUGGCAUGGUACUCCAUCCUUCCGUCAGAGCUUACCCACCUCGAGACCUGGGCAGCUCGCAUCUUCUUCUUCCUCGGUCUCAUCACUAUUGGGCCCUGGGCUUUCCUCGUACUCCUAGACGCAACCAUCUGGCUAUAUCGACUGAUCCUUUGGGAGAUACCUUGGGUUGGUGGACGAGCACGUGGUCGACAGCGCCCUCGCGCGCCGAGCUUGAAUGAAUGUCCGGGCGGGCAACGGUGGGCAUUUGGACUGCGCGGCGUGGAGACAGAUACCGGUGACAACGAGGGGGGAGAUCGAGAUGAUUCUCCAGGGUUGAAGAGGGAGAGAGAUCGUGAUGACUCUCGUAAGGAGAACGUGAGCCCUGUUGGACAAACAUUGAAUCCACAUUUGAGUGGAGAUGGGAUCUUGAAACAAAGGAGCUCGGGGCAGAUAUGA